Messenger RNA from Physcomitrium patens, 2216 nucleotides. RefSeq lists its product as uncharacterized. The record is from RefSeq and is a predicted model, not a curated record. Gene Ontology annotation, cellular component: membrane. Lineage: Eukaryota; Viridiplantae; Streptophyta; Bryopsida; Funariales; Funariaceae.
UCGGUGUGUGGGUUCGAGAGGAAACCGAUUUCUACGGCUGGGUUUUUUUUAGUAAUUCAUGCCAUUGCUCAUUCUUGGGCUUCAGUUGUUUGUUAGUCCUGGGGUGGGACUUGGGGUGCACGUCAUUGCCUAGACAUGCGUGUCGGGGUUUGCGGAAGCGUGAGUGUAGAUUGGAUUGAAGUGAGUGGUUGCGGAGGUUUGAAUUGAAUUGACUGUUGUUGAUUUUGUGUGUGUGUGAGAGAUUAGGCCUCGGAGCGAGAUCACGGUAGUGUUUCCAGGUGACCAUAAGCUUAGAUGUGACGUCGUGGUGCUUCAUACAUGAAAGUGAGUAUGCAGUGAGUGGGUUGUGUCGUCGAGGUGAUUCGCGAGAGUGGACCUGACAAAGCUACAUUGUGCUUGCGUGAGGUUGCAUUUGUAGAAAGCUCUGUUGGGGUCUUAGUUCUGCUUUGCUAGGGUUUGUACUGGUUAGGCAACCCCCGGAAGUACAUACAUUGCUUGCUGGAGCUAGAGAACAGGCGUGUUGCACAUCGGUGGAACAUUGUAGGGAACCUUGUCGGUUUUGGACAAGCUACGAAUUGCUUUCCUGCGAUCUAGAUCUCGUGGCUACACUGAUACUUCGAAGAAAGUUCGUUGUCAAGUGUGCUUUGAAUGCAAUAUUUAAGACAGAAGCGGCUAUUCGAAUCGAAGAUGUUAAAGUAGAGGAGAUUUGAAGGAGUCGUACUCCUUGACAUUAUGGUACUGUGUUGAUCGGGUUGAUCUAAAGAGGGCCGCAGUACCAUAUUGAAUGCAUUUCAACUUGGGAUUAGGAAUUCCGGAAGAUUGUAGCUAGGUUUCCUUGGAGUUAAAAAAGGACAACAUUCCAUUCUUAAGCUCUUUCUAGUGUAAUUGGAGAGCCUCGACUUUAAUACCCAGUAACCACUUUUUGAUCUCUGCAUCGCACUCAUCAAGUGGCCAGGCCGUUGCAGGUGUUGGGACGGAGUUCGGACAAACGAAUGCAAAAGAAAAUUUUGAAGUGUACAUGAAGGUCGUAAAGAUGGGGACUUCAGCUAAAAUCCGCUCCCACCUGGCGGGGAAACGACCAGCAUCAGAUAUCGGUAAGAAGACGCGGCGAUGGCGGGUGGGCAUGCCCAUAAGAGUUUGGCGGUUAUUACUAACUGUUACUCUCGUUCUCGUUAUUCUUGGCGCUGGCAUUCAAUUGCCUCAAUUUUCCCACGCUAUUGAAACGACCAUGAAGCAGUUUCUAAUGUGGGUACAGAAAGAUGCUGGUGCCUGGGGUCCAAUUAUUUUGGCGUUGGCGUAUGUUCCGUGCUCAGUCUUGGCAAUUCCAGCUUCCAUCCUUACGCUGGGAGGAGGAUAUCUAUUUGGCUUGUGGGUUGGCUUUGUGACGGAUUCCAUUGGCUCGACCUUGGGUGCGACUGCUGCAUUUCUAGUUGGCAGAACGGUCGGAAGGACUUACGUAACCUCGAAGUUAAAGGAUUAUCCACAGUUUCAAGCUGUUGGAAUUGCUGUCCGGAAAUCCGGUUUUAAGAUUGUGCUGUUGCUACGGCUUGUGCCACUUUUUCCUUUCAACGUAUUGAAUUAUCUCCUGUCAGUCACCCCUAUCAGCUCCACAAGCUACAUCCUUGCUACCUGGUUUGGAGUGAUGCCUAUGACACUGGCUUUUGUGUACGCGGGGACAACCAUCAAGGAUAUUGCAGAGAUCAGUCAUGGUGGAGCUCAUUUCAGCCGAGCCCGUGUGAUUAUGCUGGCUGUUGGGUUUGUCGCCACAAUUUUGGUGAUUUUUCUCCUAACUCGAAUAGCCAGGAACGCCCUACGCACUGCCAUCGAAGAAUCAGGCGGUGAGAACGACACUCUAAUCGGUGCUGCAGAAGCCUUCGGUACCACUGACCAUCUGCCUGAGGUUCUGCAACCAUUGAUUAUCAGAAUCGAUUCUUCCGUCAAUAUCACUGACGGGCCGAUAUCACAUAAACCACUUGAUUCAGUCUUAUAAAUGUACAUGUUUAAAUACUUCCUUCCGUUUAGCUGCUUCAUGCAUACUCUCAUGUUUGACCAUGAAUUUGAAGAUAUUGCACAAAGAAGCAAAAAUUCCAAUAGGUAGCAGCGAUUUUAGAACAGAGCGAUUUUAUUGUAGUUCCACAGAUUUGAACUCCGAAUGUUAUUGAAUUCCUUCUGAAAAAACAUGUGUGUUCAAGUCAAUUCAUUUUCACCCACUCAAA